AUGUCGAAACACGAUCGAGUGAAAUCGGGUGGCUUUCUGGAUACGUUGCUCGGCCGACCACACAAGAAGCUUGGUCGGCAUGGAGGGAGUGGGGUCCUUAACGGGGGCCGUCCACUGUCCGGCCCGGACGCGGAUCUGGUAUCCAUGAUCGAACCGAACGAAACACAUCGACUAAGCGAGGCGGAAGUCAACAAACUGUUUCUCGAAAUACUCGAGGACAUGAACAUUCCGAAGGACAAGCGCGAUCCGCUGCUGGGCAAACCGCUCGAGGAGAAGCGCAAGAUGAUCGAUAUGCAUGUGAAAGGUAAAAUAUCCGCCGAACAUCGCGGUAAUUCACGGUUCGAAAAACCCUCGGACUAUGUGCAGUACCUUCACGAAGGCGACUAUUCAAACCGAUCAAGCAAGCUGCUCGGAUGUUUGGAGAGUCUUCGCGUGGCAUUGACCAGCAACCCCAUCAGCUGGAUCAAGGACUUUGGCGAGGAUGGCAUCAACGAAAUCGUUACCCUGCUACGGUACUGCAAAUCGGGCCCGCGACGAAUGUACAAGAUCGAGUACGAAUGUUUACGAUGUCUGAAGGCGAUCCUCAACAACUCCUGGGGUCUGAACGUUAUUCUCACGCCGGAUCAGCACGCGGUUGUGCUGCUGUUGGCGCAAUGUGUCGAUGCCACCAACCCGCAGACGAUGUGCGAAGCGAUAAAGCUACUGUCCGCCUUAACACUGUUGAAGGAUCGUAACGGGUACGAGAAGGUACUGCGAGCGAUCACCAAUGUCAGCUCGAUGCGAAAGCCUGGUUCGGAUCGAUUUCGUCCGAUUGUGGAGGGUUUGUUUUUGGAUCACGAUCGUAACUACGAGCUGACCUGCAGCACGAUGAUCUUCAUCAACUGUCUCAUCAACUCACCGACCGACAUUAACUUCCGGCUUCAUUUGCGGUGUGAAAUGAUGCGCGCCGGUCUGUACGAACGGAUCGAUCAGCUGUCGGAGAUGGUGGAGAAGAGCGGUAACGAGAAUCUGGUGAAUCACUUCAAGAUCUUCAACGGCUACCGGGAAGAUGAUUUCGAGGAGUUUUCCAAUCGGUUCGACAAUGUGCGGCUCGAGCUGGAUGACAUGAAUGAUUGUUUCGAACUGCUGCGGAGCCUGGUCGUGGACACGAGUUGCGAGCCGUACUUCCUGUCGAUUCUGCAGCAUUUGUUGUUUAUCCGUGACGAUCACCAGUAUCGGCCGGCCUACUUUAAGCUAAUCGAGGAAUGCGUUUCACAGGUCGUACUGCACAAGAGUGGGUACGAUCCGAACUUUGAGAGUCGCGAUUUCCACAUAGACACCAGCACACUGCUGGACGAUAUGGCGGAAAAGACGAAACAGAUGGAAAGCAAAAAGUCGGAAGACUUCGAGAAGCGUAUGACCGAGCUGCAAACUGCGCGACAGGAAGCGGAAGCCCGUGUAGCCGCCCUCGAGGAUCGGCUGAAAGAGAUCGAAGCGACCGGCGUUGUCGUGUCGCCGAAGGGUAAAAGUAAACUACCUCAAAUCAACAUUCCUCCGCCACCGCCCGGUCUGCUACCCGGUGUACCUGGAACGGUGGCAGCACCACCUCCUCCACCCUGCCCGGGAGCAAUUCCAGUUAUGGUAGGUGGUGCACCAGCACCACCACCUCCACCCUUCCCGGGGGCUAGCGGUGGUCCCCCACCUCCCCCUCCCAUGCCCGGUAUGGGCGGUGGUCCACCCCCUCCCCCGCCGAUGAUGAUGAUGGGCGGUGGUGGAUUCCGGCCACCCGGUAUGCCGCCGCCCUUCCCCAAUGCCGCCCCGAAACCUCUGCCGUACGGUUUGAAGCCGAAGAAAAAGUGGGACACCGAUGGCCCGAUGAAGCGGGCCAACUGGAACGGUUUGGAUGCGCAAAAGCUAUCGGAGAACUCGUUCUGGGUACAGGUGCAGGAAGAGAAACUAGCCGAUAAUGACAUUUUCGCACGACUCGCCAUGAAGUUCUCCUCGAAGCCGGCCAAACCAGUCGACAAAGAUGCCAGCGAUCGGCCACAGUCGUCGAAGAAAAAUAUCGAUCUGCGCGUGCUGGACGGCAAAGCGGCACAGAACCUUUCCAUCCUGUUAGGCGGGUCGCUGAAGCACCUUUCAUACGAGCAGAUCCGUACGUGUCUGCUGCGCUGCGACACAUCCGUGCUCAGUCCGAGCGUACUCCAGCAGCUCAUCCAGUAUCUUCCGCCGCCGGAUCAGCUGAAGCGACUGCAGGAGAUACGGGCGCGCGGUGAAGAUUUGGCCGGUGCGGAACGGUUUGCGGCCACGAUCAGCGACAUCAAACGGCUCGGGGCACGGUUGCAGAGUCUCAGCUUCAAGAUCGACCUGCCGGACAUGGUGCAGGAUGUGAAGCCGGACAUAGUGGCCGGAACGGCCGCAUGCGAGGAGGUGAAAACGAGCAAAAAAUUCGCAAAGGUGCUGGAACUCAUCCUUCUGCUCGGUAACUACAUGAACUCGGGAUCGAAAAAGGAGCUCGCCUUUGGGUUCGAAAUGAGUUUCCUGCCGAAGCUGUCCAAUACCAAGGACUACGAAAACAAGCAGACACUGCUGCACUAUCUCGCCGAGGUAAUCGAGAGCAAGUUCCCGGAAGCGCUCACCUUCCACGAGGAUCUUUCCCACGUCGAUAAGGCAUCGCGCGUGAGCUUGGACACGAUACAAAAGACGAUGCGACAGAUGCAAAACUCGCUGAAAAACCUCGAAUCGGAUCUGAACAACAACAAAGUGCCGCAAAGCGAAGACGAUCGAUUCCUCGAGGUGAUGGGUCAGUUUGCGGUUGAGUGUCGGGCGCAGGUCGAAGUGUUGGGCCGUAUGCUCGCGCAGAUGGAAUCCCUGUUUACCAGCCUGUCCGAGUACUACUGUUUUGAUCCGGCCAAGUACACGAUGGAAGAGUUCUUCUCCGACAUUAAAACGUUCAAGGAUGCGUUCGUCCAGGCACACUCAGACAAUCUGCGGUUGCGCGAGGAGGAAGAGAAACGGCAACGGGCGCAGGAAGCGAAGGAGCGUGCCCAGCGGGAACUGCACGAACGCCAGCAGCGCAAGGUGGAUCUGAUCAGUAUCGAUCCGGGCCAAACGCAAGAAGGCGUUAUGGAUAGUUUGUUGGAAGCGCUCCAGACCGGUUCGGCGUUUGGCAAUCGGGAGCAGCGUCGACGACGCGGACCUCGACCGGCCGGUGCCGAACGGCGUGCACAGCUUAAUCGUAGUCGAUCGCGAACCGGCAUCACGGCGAAUGCGUUCUCCAGUCGGGAAAUGCUUUCGGAACUCCUCGGGCCGGCGUAG
Anopheles marshallii is the source of this 3297-nucleotide messenger RNA. It is a transcript of the gene dia, whose product is annotated as protein diaphanous. Gene Ontology annotation, molecular function: microtubule binding; actin binding; small GTPase binding. NCBI's taxonomy places the organism in Eukaryota, Metazoa, Arthropoda, Insecta, Diptera, Culicidae. The coding region runs from base 1 to 3297 and encodes 1098 amino acids. The record is from RefSeq and is a predicted model, not a curated record. Gene Ontology annotation, biological process: actin filament polymerization; actin cytoskeleton organization. The transcript has 3 exons. Gene Ontology annotation, cellular component: cytoplasm; actin filament.